AGCGUGCUUAGGAGGAAGUUGGAAAAACCCGUGUGUGAGGGGAAAUGUAUGGACCUGAACUGGACUGUCUUUAGCAGUUUAAACUCUAAAAAGAAGUAGAUAUUGAUAUUUAGAGGUGUAGGUGAUUUAGAGAAGUGUUAAAGAUGGUGUAUAUGGUGGUUGAGGAGCACACUGCAGAUGUUCUCCGUCUUAAGAGAUCACCUGGAAUCAGAUCCUGGUCUCUACUCGUCGGCAUUGCCUCAGUAGGCCUGGCAGCAGCAUAUUACAGUUCAGACAGUGUAUUAUGGAAGCUGUUCUAUGUAACGGGCUGCUUGUUCGUCGCAUUACAAAACAUGGAGGAGUGGGAGGAAGCAGUGUUUGACAAAUCUAAGGGGAACAUAGAGCUGAAAACCUUCAGUCUGUAUGCACUGAUUCUCACCCUGUGGAAAAAAGGGCAUGAAAAGGUGUUGCUGGAUCUGCGGCAUUUGAGAGACAUCAGUGUUCAGGAGGAGAAGGUGCGCUACCUAGGGAAGGGUUAUGUGCUGGUGCUGCGGAUGGCCACUGGAUUUUCCCAUCCUCUCACACAGAGUGCUACUCUGGGGGGACGCAGUGACAUAGACGCCCUCGCUGCCCUUCUGAAGCGCUUCCUGGGACUUGACGCGCUGCAUCAACGUCUGUCUCAGGAAGAGGAAGAUGAGUAUGGGAAUGAAGACGAUGAUGACUUUGAGCAGCUGGGUAUGGAAGGGGACGAUGAAAGCAGUGAUGCACAGGAUGAAAGUGAGCCGAUGUCUCAGUGACCAUCGCUCCUUGGACACUGAAAAUUUCAAGGACACUGCACUUAGACUCUAAUUAACCACUCAAAUCUUCCAUUUGUGGGAACAACCCACUACCUGAAAGCAUUUCCUGUCCUCUCAGUGCCUGAAUAUUACACUGUAAUUCGUCUUAACAGGGCCUUUUUACAUACCUCAGUAAAGAUGCAUUACCCAGACAAUAGGUCCUGCCAUAUGUAGCUAGCGUGGUUAAGAUGAUAUACUAUUAGAACUGCAGUUACUGCCAAAAUGUAAAUGUAUAAUAAUAUUAGAAAUGUUGAGUUUAAAUUUCUGUUGCUUAAAACAAAACUUAACCCUUUUCUGUAUCUAUGUUUUUACACUCAGGGUGUUACAGUAGUGAUGCAGCACUGUAUUUGAUUAAGCCUAAUCGUAAACUAUAUUUUACUUUCAACUGAAAAUCUCAUUUCAAAAUGCUGUAUAGUCCAAGACUAGUCUUAAUCACUGUCUGGGAAACUACCCCUAAGAAAUCUAGUAUUUAAAAAAAGAAAUUAAUAGGUUGUUCCCCGACUGGGAUUAAGCCUAGUCCUGAACCAUAAAGAAGUGUGAAUAGAGAAUUUCCAAUAAAAGGGAUAAAUCAUCCAAGACUAUGCUUAAUCCCUGUUUUAGGAAACCGAUAGGGAUUAUGGUAAGCAUAGUCCUUGACUUCAGUUAUAGACAAUAUUUCCCUUUCGUUGGAAAUCUCCAUUCAAAAUGCUGCAUAGUACAAGACUAGGUUUAAUCAUUGUCUGGGAAACUGACCCUAGAAGAUCUAAAAUUUAAACUUAACCAUUAUGGGUUGGACAGGGAUUAAGCCUGGUCCUGGACUAUAAAGCACUGUGAAUGGAAAUUAUCCAUUAUAAAAGAUAUGUGAGGUCUAGGUCUAGACUUAAUCCUUGCCUGAGAAAAACUAAAGAGGAUUAAGCCUAGUCCUAGAAUACAGUCAUUGAUUAUAUUUUCAUUACAAUGGAAAAUCUUCAUAGCCUUAGUCUAAGUAAAAAUCGCUGUUUGUGAAACCAACACUUUAACAGUUUCAUGACCUCAGUGAUGAUUUUCUUACUAAAAUAAUUACUCUAAAAAUGUGUUACAAUAACAAUAAGUGUAACCUAAAUAUUCAUGUAUUUGGCAUGGUAUAUUUAUUGUAUAUUACCUUACAAAGAAGUUAAAGUCUUUGCUGAAUGAGCUUGGGGUAUAGCGGGACAUAACAUAAUGCUUUUGGCUAAAUAAUUUCAGUGUAUUUACCCCACACAUCAGCUACAAAUUAAAAUAUUAACUUGAUUUUCAGCACCUAAUCCAGCACAGUCCAGUAAAAAGCAGAGUCUGUGCCAAAGUUACAACAUCCCUCAUCGGAGGUAAGUCCAGAGUUGUAAUAGCUGUUAAACAGACUGGUACGAUGAUGCAAACAAAAAUGAUUCAAUAUGGCUGUAUGUUGUUUGAACCAAACAAGAUUUCCAACAUUUAAGUAAAUAUAAAUAACACAGGCUCAUUUGUUUUUUAUAAUCAUUCCAGAGAAUGUGCAUUUGCACAUAUAUGUCAGCAGUGGGUGCUAAACACAUUCAUCAGAAGGCAUGUCCACAGAUAUUUGGACAUAUAGUGGAUGCAUAUCAGGGAGAUUGUGUGUUAGAUUGGAUGUAUUAUAAUUGCAUGGCAUGGUCUGUAUUGUACUGUUUAUACAUGGAAAGUGUAUAGGAAGUGUUUUAUUGUACACUGUUUUUCUAUUUUGUAAUUUUUUUAGCACAGACAUUGUUGCUAUUGAUUGAUGUCAGCCUUUUCUUGUAUCAAUAGACAGUAAUCAUUUAUGUGUUCGUGAAAACAAACCCAAAAAUAAAUUUUGUACAUUUAAAAGG
Molecule: messenger RNA, 2632 nt
Organism: Astyanax mexicanus (Mexican tetra)
Lineage: Eukaryota; Metazoa; Chordata; Actinopteri; Characiformes; Acestrorhamphidae
Product: cytochrome b-245 chaperone 1 homolog
Exons: 8
Coding region: 144-776 (210 amino acids)
Source: RefSeq, a predicted model, not a curated record